Messenger RNA from Cyphellophora europaea CBS 101466, 1176 nucleotides. RefSeq lists its product as uncharacterized. Gene Ontology annotation, biological process: lipid homeostasis. NCBI's taxonomy places the organism in Eukaryota, Fungi, Ascomycota, Eurotiomycetes, Chaetothyriales, Cyphellophoraceae. Gene Ontology annotation, cellular component: endoplasmic reticulum; membrane. The transcript has 2 exons. Bases 1 to 1176 code for a protein of 391 amino acids. The record is from RefSeq and is a predicted model, not a curated record.
AUGCUCGACCCCCUGCCACCACCACCGGCGUGGCUGCAAACCGCCAUCACCCCUCUUGCGGAAGCUGUUCAACUCCCUACCUUACCCUAUCACAUCCACGAGGUGCUCUUCGCAUACCUCCUCUACCAAACCAUCGAAAGUGUCGUUUCGCCCUAUUUCUCCACGCUGUUCUUUCCCAACAUUUAUAGAAAACUGCCGCGGCGCACGCGGAUCAAUUGGGAUGUCCAUGUCGUCUCCCUCGUACAGUCAUGCCUCAUCAAUACUAUGGCGCUCUGGGUCAUGUUCAAUGACGAGGAGCGCCGUGACAUGCGCCACAGCCCAGUCGAGCGGGUGUAUGGAUAUACCAGCGCGAGCGGACUGAUACAGGCAUUCGCAACGGGGUAUUUCCUGUGGGACCUGAUCGUCAGUACCCGACACUUCAGCAUCUUUGGAAUUGGGAUAUGGUUUCACGCUGUCAGCGCGUUAAGCGUCUUUGCUUUUGGAUUCAGGCCGUUCGUCAACUACUAUGGCCCUGUCUUCAUCCUCUACGAGCUUUCCACACCAUUUCUUAAUGUGCACUGGUUCUGUGACAAGCUCAACAUGACUGGCGGACAACUUCAAUGGUACAAUGGUAUUACGCUCCUUGUGACGUUCUUCGGGUCUCGGCUUUGCUGGGGCACAUAUCAGUCAGUCCGUGUCUUUCAGGAUGUGUGGCAGAUUCUAUACCACUACCCUCAUGUACAACAUGCAGGAGCGUCUCUGCGAGACGUGCACGACAGCCCUUCGUCUUCGAUUUUUGUGCCACGCGAUGGCCAGCUUUGCAUGGGCCGACAAAGCUGUAUUGCUGCUCAGAGUGAAGUCAUGAAGUUUGCACACGCAGGAACACCAGCAAUACCACUCUGGCUGGGUUUGGUCUAUCUGACAAGCAACAUCAUCCUACAUACGCUCAAUUUUUUCUGGUUUGGGAGGAUGAUCGAGACCGUGCGGAAACGAUUCGAUGAUAAACCGUCGGCGCAAUCCGAAAAGAUCAAGAGGAGACAGAGCAUUAUUGAAGAGAUGGCGGAUGAGCUGGAUCAGGGCGAGAUUUCAGGCUAUGGUGUGCCAACGCCGCAUGUUGAGAAGUCGCAGAAGGACUCGCUGACCACGGCUCUGCCUGAUGCUGGGACAGAGAUCAGCAAGAGGAGAAGAGAUCUGUGA